Molecule: messenger RNA, 3056 nt
Organism: Nothoprocta perdicaria
Lineage: Eukaryota; Metazoa; Chordata; Aves; Tinamiformes; Tinamidae
Gene: RBPJ
Product: recombination signal binding protein for immunoglobulin kappa J region
Exons: 10
Coding region: 42-1439 (465 amino acids)
Biological process (GO): Notch signaling pathway; regulation of transcription by RNA polymerase II
Cellular component (GO): nucleus; MAML1-RBP-Jkappa- ICN1 complex
Molecular function (GO): RNA polymerase II cis-regulatory region sequence-specific DNA binding; DNA-binding transcription activator activity, RNA polymerase II-specific
Source: RefSeq, a predicted model, not a curated record
UUGGAGAGCGACCUCAACCCAAGCGUCUCACUAGGGAAGCAAUGCGAAAUUACCUGAAGGAGCGAGGUGAUCAAACAGUGCUAAUACUGCAUGCGAAAGUUGCGCAGAAAUCAUAUGGAAAUGAAAAAAGGUUCUUUUGUCCUCCUCCAUGUGUAUAUCUCAUGGGUAGUGGAUGGAAGAAAAAAAAAGAGCAGAUGGAAAGAGAUGGUUGCACUGAGCAAGAAUCCCAACCUUGCGCCUUCAUUGGAAUAGGAAACAGUGACCAAGAAAUGCAGCAGCUGAACUUGGAAGGAAAGAACUAUUGCACAGCCAAAACGUUGUACAUAUCUGACUCAGACAAGAGAAAGCACUUCAUGUUAUCAGUAAAAAUGUUUUAUGGCAAUAGUGACGACAUUGGUGUGUUCCUCAGUAAACGGAUCAAAGUCAUCUCCAAACCUUCUAAAAAGAAACAGUCACUGAAAAAUGCAGACUUAUGUAUUGCAUCAGGGACAAAAGUGGCACUAUUUAAUAGACUUCGAUCCCAAACAGUUAGCACCAGAUAUUUGCACGUAGAAGGCGGUAAUUUCCAUGCCAGUUCACAACAGUGGGGAGCAUUUUACAUUCACCUCUUGGAUGAUGAUGAAUCAGAAGGAGAAGAGUUCACAGUGAGAGAUGGCUACAUUCAUUACGGGCAGACUGUCAAACUUGUAUGCUCAGUUACUGGCAUGGCACUCCCAAGACUGAUAAUUCGAAAAGUGGAUAAACAGACAGCGUUAUUAGACGCAGAUGAUCCAGUAUCACAGCUCCAUAAAUGUGCAUUCUACCUUAAAGACACUGAGAGAAUGUAUUUGUGCCUUUCCCAGGAGAGAAUAAUCCAAUUUCAAGCCACUCCAUGCCCAAAAGAACCAAAUAAAGAAAUGAUUAAUGAUGGAGCUUCUUGGACAAUCAUUAGCACAGAUAAAGCAGAAUACACGUUUUAUGAGGGGAUGGGACCCGUCCAUGCUCCAGUAACACCUGUGCCUGUUGUAGAAAGUCUUCAAUUGAACGGUGGCGGGGAUGUAGCAAUGCUUGAACUCACGGGACAGAACUUCACUCCAAAUUUACGCGUCUGGUUUGGGGAUGUGGAAGCAGAAACCAUGUACAGGUGUGCCGAGAGCAUGCUCUGUGUCGUUCCCGAUAUUUCUGCCUUUCGAGAGGGCUGGAGGUGGGUCCGCCAGCCCGUGCAGGUCCCAGUAACUUUGGUCCGUAACGACGGCAUCAUUUACUCCACCAGCCUUACCUUCACAUACACCCCAGAACCGGGGCCACGGCCCCACUGCAGUGCUGCUGGAGCAAUCCUCAGAGCCAACUCGAGCCUCAUGGCCUCUAGCGAAACAAACACAAACAGCGAGGGAGGUUACACAAACGUCAGUACAAACCCCACCAGCGUCACAUCGUCUACAGCAACUGUAGUUUCCUAACUACCGGUGUUCGCUUGGACUCUCAACUGACUUUUUAAGUGCUACGUUCAAGAGAACAAUUUUUGUGGUUUCGUGGGAAAACACCUUUCCGUUUUAGGUGAUAUUAUUUGAUACCUGACUUGUUACCUGCAAGUGCUGAUCUUAAAUAUAGAAGCCACAAUAAAAAAAAAAAAAAAUACAUCUGAAACAUAAGGACUUUAUUGAAAAUCUAUUUUUCAGCUGUUUUUUUUUAAAUGGGCAAGAAAUAAAAAUGUGGCUGGGAUACAUGUUGAGCAAACUAGAAAACAUGAACACAGCAUAGUUUUUAUGGACCAAGGAACUUGUAUAAGCUUUAGUAUAAAAGGUACAUUUUCACCAUACCUUUUUUGUAUCACAACAUAUAGUACACUUUUGUUACCAAAUAGUUUAUAUUUUUUUUUCCUCCGAGCUCUUGCUCUGAAGUAUAUUCAGGUUCCAAGCCUGACCAUGCUUGUAUAAUCUAAUUACCAUACUCUUCCAGUUUAAAAAAAAAUAUAUAUAUUUUUGGUCUGUGGCUGGAACUGUUCCUUUUUUUAAACUGAAGUCUUGUGACUUUUUAUGAACUGAAAUUGUUUUUAUUUCAGCAAGUAGAACCUUGUAAAGGCCAGCAUAUUUUUUUUAAGAUUAUAUGAAGUCUGUGCAAAAGCUUUAAAAAAUGCCUCUGCCUUGCCUGCAAUACAUGCAAUGUAUGUUAACUUUAGUGCUCUGUUUUCAGUCAUUGUUAAUAGUUAUUUCUGUUUUCCUUUUUUUAAUAUGUAUUUAUAGUGAUAAUUCAUGAGGUUCUAACAUGACAUGAGGUUUUUUAAAGUGGCAUCUCAAGCAGCCUUGAUGAUUGUUCGUGUCACAGGCAAACAUUGGUGUUUUUGAAGGGUUGUUACUGGGUUUCUCCCCCUCUUCCCUGCUCAGUCAUAUUGCAUCAGAAAAUGUUCCAGGAUCUGUUCAGGUUUUCUAAUCUUGUACAUAAUUUGUAUUGAGUGUAAGUUAAAUGUUUUAUUUCGGAAGUGGACUGUUCCCAAUAACUUCAUUUGGCAGCAUGUCUUCUGUCUUGUUGGCAUGUGAUUAAAAUAUCAUGAGAAGUAUGUGCUACAAAUGGGAUUGGUAGGUGAUGCCCUUCAUCACUGCGAAUCACAAAAAGCAUGUUGUCCUUCAUCCUGUUGAGUAAAUUAGGCCAGACUUUGGUGUAAGACUUGUAUUGAGAAAGUGCUUUCGUUGUGAAGUGGUCAUACCCAUAAUACCUAGAAGUAAAUUAUAUUACUUAGCAAUGGGCAAAUAGAAAACUGUAAAAGCACUAUCAAGAUGUCAGCUCCUCCUCCCAUCCUUGUUUCCUGUGGGUUUCUCUUUCCCUGCCAACAGCUUGUGCAAUGUUCAAGUCUUCUCUCCAUCAUAAAUUUAAGGCUCAUUUGCACUUUGACUUUGUUGGUUGUUGUGUUUGUUUUUCACUUUGACCUUGCCAUGUUUUAGCCCUCUGCCUGCUUCAUCACGUCUUUGAAAAUAGAUCCCGGUAGUGCAUCCGUAGUGACAGAACUAGCCAUAGACUCCCAGGACAAGUUCUGAUAGUGUCAUCUUCCACCCUAGAAGCCAAAAUACGAAUUUCAUUAC